ACAGAUUAGUGUGAUUCUUGAUCUCACGCGCUUUCAUCAUCUUCCUUCUUCUUGUGCCUAGAUUCGCUCGCUCCACUGUCUUAAAUUUUCUCACUAUCUUCAUUUCCUUCCUUCUCACUCCAAAAAUCCCAUUAGUUGUCUCUCUCUCUCUCUAGUAUUCGAAAAAUGGCGAAACUGGUGAUGUUGUUGGUUCUUUGCAUCUUGCCGGCGAUUGCCGUGGCCGCAAGGAGGGGAAGUAUUGGUAAGAAUACAAUGGUGGUUGAAGGUCGCACUUACUGUGACACUUGCAAAUUCGGCUUCGAGACUCCUGAAUCUUCCUACUUCAUCCCCGGUGCAACUGUGAAGCUUGUGUGCAAACACAGACAGACAAUGGAAGAGGUUUACUCAGACGUGGCUGUAUCAGACAAAAAAGGAAACUACAAGUUCGUUGUCCACGACGAUCACAAGGACGAGAUGUGUGACGUUAUGCUUGUGAAAAGCUCUGACAAAAGCUGCGCUAAAAUCUCCGUCGGACGCGAACAGUCUCGUGUGAUCUUGAACCAUUACAGUGGCAUUGCCUCGCAGAUCAGACAUGCCAACAACAUGGGAUUCGAGAAAGACGUGAGCGAUAUCUUCUGCUCUGCACUGUUUCAGAAGUACAUGGUUGAUGCAGACGAGGAUGAUAUUAAAAGCCAUCUCUAAAUCAUCUCUCUAUCUCUUUAAUCUUAUGAUUUGCUGUUCUUUUUUUAUCAUUUAACGAAUGAGUUUCGGGUUAUGAAGGAGCGAUAUAUAUUUGUAUUUGUUUGAUUACUUGUAUUUCUCUUAGAUGAUGUGAUGAUGAUGACUCUGGUGAUCGGAAACUCUGUUUGUGUAAGCUUCUCCUUAUAUAUUGAUGCGUCAUUUCCUUCCUUA
Molecule: messenger RNA, 891 nt
Organism: Camelina sativa (false flax)
Lineage: Eukaryota; Viridiplantae; Streptophyta; Magnoliopsida; Brassicales; Brassicaceae
Product: major pollen allergen Lol p 11
Source: RefSeq, a predicted model, not a curated record